Messenger RNA from Ochotona curzoniae (black-lipped pika), 1323 nucleotides. It is a transcript of the gene GHRHR, whose product is annotated as growth hormone releasing hormone receptor. The coding region runs from base 1 to 1323 and encodes 440 amino acids. The record is from RefSeq and is a predicted model, not a curated record. The transcript has 14 exons. Gene Ontology annotation, biological process: adenylate cyclase-activating G protein-coupled receptor signaling pathway; positive regulation of cell population proliferation; cell surface receptor signaling pathway. Gene Ontology annotation, molecular function: peptide hormone binding; growth factor binding; growth hormone-releasing hormone receptor activity. Gene Ontology annotation, cellular component: plasma membrane. Lineage: Eukaryota; Metazoa; Chordata; Mammalia; Lagomorpha; Ochotonidae.
AUGGGCGCCUGGGCAGCUGAUGCUGACUCAGACAUCUUUCAUUAUGAAAGUGUCCUCUUUAGCAACUGGCUGCGCCCUCUGGGGCCCACGGGGACCCCGUCUGUCCCCAGAGGCUGCAAGGUGUUGGGCCAGAUGUACCUACCCGAGUGUGAAUUCAUCACCAAGUUACAAGAGGACGAGAACACCUGUCUCCACGCAGCAGGGGAGACACCUAACGCCACCCUGGGCUGCCCGCAGAUCUGGGACGGGCUGCUGUGCUGGCCCGCAGUGCGCUCCGGCGAGUGGGUCACCCUCCCCUGCCCAGAGUUCUUCUCUCACUUCAGCUCAGUACCAGGGGUUGUACAGCGGGACUGCACAGUCACGGGUUGGUCUGAGCCCUUCCCGCCUUACCUCGUGGCUUGUCCAGUGCCCCUGGAGCUGCUGAUGGAGGAGAACACUUACUUCUCCACCAUGAAGACUGUCUACACCGUUGGCCACAGCCUCUCCAGUGUGGCCCUGGCCGUGGCCAUGGCCAUCCUACUCUCUUUCAGGAGGCUGCACUGCCCCCGGAACUACAUCCACACGCAGCUGUUCGUCACCUUCAUCCUCAAGGCGGGAGCUGUGUUCCUGAAGGACGCCAUGCUGUUCCCUGGCGACGGGAUUGAUCACUGCAGCUUCUCCACGGUUCUGUGCAAGGUGGCCGUGGCCACCUCCCAUUUCGCCACUUUGACCAACUUCAGCUGGCUGUUGGUGGAAGCUGUCUACUUGAGUUUCCUCCUCGCCUCCCCCUCCCCUGGCUCCAGGAAGGCUUUCUGGUGGCUGGUUCUGGCUGGCUGGGGGCUGCCCCUGCUGUGCAUUGGCACGUGGGUGGGCUGCAAGCUGGCCUUCGAGGAUGCAGCGUGCUGGGACUUGGACGACAGCUCCCCCUACUGGUGGAUCAUCAAAGGGCCCAUCGUCCUCUCUGUUGGGGUGAACUUCGGGCUAUUUCUCAACAUCAUCCGCAUCCUGCUGAGGAAACUGGAGCUGGCUCAGGGCAGCCUCCACACCCAGGCUCAGUAUUGGCGUCUCUCCAAGUCCACACUCCUUCUCAUCCCACUGUUUGGAAUUCAUUACAUCAUCUUCAACUUCCUGCCUGACCACACAGGCCUGGGCGUCCGUCUGCCCCUGGAGCUGGGCCUGGGCUCCUUCCAGGGCUUCAUCGUUGCCAUCCUUUAUUGCUUCCUCAACCAAGAGGUGAGGACUGAGAUCUCCCGGAAAUGGCACGGCCAUGACCCUGAGCUUCUGCCAGCCCGGAGGACACGUGCUAGGUGGUCAGUGCCUUCCCCGCAGGGGCAAAGGUGUUGA